CACACUUGGGGCAAAAUUCGUGAAUGAAAUUGUAUUGUUUUACGCUUUGAAUAGUCCUAGGUCCUCGAAGCUCCCGAAGGUAAGAAAUGACAUCAUCGUGGGACAUUUCCGGUCAUUGGAGAAGAACUAGAAGAGCUGCCACUAACCCAGCUCGACCAAACCCUCCAAAGCAAUGUACCAUUACCUUCUUCUCUUGAUUCAAAGCUUCCUGAAUCCAAAAGAUCACUUUGGCAGCUUGAUCUUGUCCAGGAAUCAGGCCAUCUUCAAUGGGGCAAUGGUAGGUAUCAAAACCAUUGUCCUUGUACUUGGACAACAAGUUGGGGACUUUAAAUCUCCUCAUUUCAAAUUCGGUGACUAGGGGAACGAUACAAUCAACCCCCUCCUCCUUCAGAACCUUGAGGUCAUCGUCUAAUCGCCUUCGAGUCUCCUUAUAUCUUGCUCCGGGCAAACCAGAGAUCAAAAGAAUUCCGGUCCUAGACGCCCUGGGAAUGGGCUGGAACUUGAAUCUUGAGGGCGGAGCUCGAGCCGGGUCUAUGUCGUCUUCGUCACUAGAGUCAAACGACAUGUUUUGAGGUUUCAGGCCUGUUUUCUUUCAAUUCGGACGUCCACUCCUUGACCUUAUAGGGCGGCAAGUCAUUGAAAAGAACACUUCCCCAUGCAUAGGUGACCAACAAGCAAAUGGGUAUCUUCGUGGUAUUUAAACUAUCACGCAAGUGUAACCGAACAAUCCCAACAACAUACACUAUUGAAUGAAGGACUUUCCCCUAAGGUCAAAAUGUGUACGAAUACGGACAUUAUGAGUGCUCUUUUAGACACCAGUCACGACAUCAAUGUUUGUUUUCGUCCAGUCACCUUGCUAGUUUUUGAUUUCUAACGCCAAGUCUCCUCAACCAAGGACUUUUCAUCUAACAUCCUAACAGACAAGGAUCAAUCGUUCGAAGGCACUUUAUCAAGGUCAGAUCAUUUGACUCAAUCAAUUGAAGCCUUUAGAGUAUGCCUCCAAACAAGAGAAAGGCAAAUGGUGCCAAAGUUCCCAGUUCCGUUCCCAAUGUGGCGUCAUCUAAGGAAGAAUUCUCGUUCUGGUUGCUAAAGAGUGAGCCAGAGAGUCGCCUCGAAAAUGGAGUGGAUUUGAAAUUCGGGCUUGAAGACCUCAAGAAGGAACCGAAUCAAACGGCAUGUUGGGACGGGGUUAGAAACUACCAAGCAAGGAACUUCAUGAGGUCCAUGCGGUUGGGACAAAAGGGCUUCUUCUACCACAGCAACUGUAAGGUUCCUGGCAUUGCAGGUUUAGUGAAGAUUGUCAAGGAAUCUUAUGUGGAUCAUACCCAAUUCGAUAAGAAGGAUCCUCACUACGACCCCAAGAGCUCCCAAGACAAUCCCAAAUGGGAUAUGGUGGACGUUCAGUUCCAACGCGAACUCAAGAGAUUCAUCCCUUUACACGAGUUGAAACAGCUACAUUUAGACCACAAAAAGAACAGUGGUCCUCUGGCUAAGUUGGCCUUAUUCACAAGUGCCCGUUUAAGUGUCCAACCCGUUCGCCAAGAGGAAUUUGAUUACAUUGUAUCCCUUGAAGAUGUUACUUCCUAGUUCCAUCUUGUCAUAGACAACUCUUCUUAUUGCGAUAUUAAAAUACCAGACCCCUUCA
Tigriopus californicus is the source of this 1645-nucleotide messenger RNA. RefSeq names its product thymocyte nuclear protein 1-like. The transcript has a single exon. The coding region runs from base 994 to 1587 and encodes 197 amino acids. The record is from RefSeq and is a predicted model, not a curated record. Lineage: Eukaryota; Metazoa; Arthropoda; Copepoda; Harpacticoida; Harpacticidae. Gene Ontology annotation, cellular component: nucleus.